This is a messenger RNA of Aspergillus nomiae NRRL 13137, 1403 nucleotides long. Its product is annotated as formate dehydrogenase. Gene Ontology annotation, cellular component: cytosol. Bases 1 to 1194 code for a protein of 397 amino acids. The record is from RefSeq and is a predicted model, not a curated record. NCBI's taxonomy places the organism in Eukaryota, Fungi, Ascomycota, Eurotiomycetes, Eurotiales, Aspergillaceae. Gene Ontology annotation, molecular function: NAD binding; formate dehydrogenase (NAD+) activity; oxidoreductase activity, acting on the CH-OH group of donors, NAD or NADP as acceptor. The transcript has 4 exons.
AUGCCUUUUGCUCGCUCUGUGUCUCGUUUGAUCUCCAACCCGGCUCUGAAGGCUAGCCCUGUCAGCCGGGCUGCCCGGACUUUCUCAAGCUCAUCCAGUGCUCAGAGCAAAGUUCUUAUGGUCCUCUACGAGGGCAAGGAACAUGCUAAGCAGCAACCUCGUCUUCUCGGUACCGUUGAGAAUGAGCUCGGCAUCCGGAAGUGGCUCGAAGACCAGGGCCACACGCUGGUGACGACUUCUGAUAAGGAAGGCCCCAACUCCAAGUUCGAGAAGGAGCUUGUCGAUGCCGAAGUUAUCAUUACGACUCCCUUCCACCCCGGAUAUCUCACGGCGGAGCGCCUCGCCAAGGCCAAGAAGUUGAAGCUUGCCGUCACCGCCGGUAUUGGCUCCGACCACGUCGACCUCAAUGCUGCCAACAAGACCAACGGUGGUAUCACCGUGGCUGAGGUUACCGGCUCCAACGUGGUUUCCGUGGCCGAGCAUGUUAUGAUGACGAUUCUGACCCUGGUUCGCAACUUCGUCCCCGCCCAUGACCAGAUCCGCAAUGGCGAGUGGGAUGUUGCUGCUGUCGCGAAGAACGAAUUCGACCUUGAGAAUAAGGUGGUGGGAACUGUCGGUGUUGGCCGUAUUGGCGAGCGUGUCCUUCGCCGCUUGAAGCCCUUCGACUGCAAGGAGCUUCUCUACUACGACUACCAGGCACUGAGCCCUGAGGUCGAGAAGGAGAUCGGCUGCCGCCGUGUUGAGGACCUUGCCGACAUGGUGUCCCAGUGUGACAUUGUUACCAUUAACUGUCCCCUCCACGAAAGCACCCAGGGUCUCUUCAACAAGGAGCUCAUCUCUAAGAUGAAGCCUGGCUCAUGGCUCGUGAACACCGCUCGUGGUGCUAUUGUUGUCAAGGAGGAUGUCGCCGAGGCCCUCAAGUCUGGCCACCUUCGCGGAUACGGUGGUGAUGUCUGGUUCCCCCAGCCCGCUCCCAAGGAUCACCCUCUCCGCUACGCCGAGCACCCAUGGGGCGGCGGUAACGCCAUGGUCCCUCACAUGUCUGGUACUUCGAUCGAUGCUCAGAUCCGCUAUGCCGAGGGUACCAAGAACAUUCUGGACAGCUAUUUCUCUGGCCGUGAGGACUACCGUCCCCAGGACCUGAUCGUCCACAAGGGUGAUUACGCCACCAAGGCCUAUGGUCAGCGCAAGUAAAUGCUCUUGCCAUAAUAUCGUCGACCUUUUAGCGUGUGUGUCAUUUUGUAUCCAGGUGUUUGUCUGUCUUUUCUUGGCGUUCUUUCCUAUUUUUGCAUCUUAUCGGGCAUGAUUGGUCUAUGAUAUGGCCGUGCAACAUGGACAAAACUAGAAUUGCAAAUAUGAUUUUGAAUAUCUUAUCAUUCAUACUCAACUCGAUUAGACUUAAA